AUGGAAAUGAUCGAUACAUCGAAACUGCAUCCUCACUGGAAAUCACCAGCUAGUAUGUUACGUCUUUCUUUCAGAGCCCGCAUUCAAGAUAGCAUUCUAACCAAAACUCUAGAUAGUUACGUGGUUCCUGGUCCCUCUACUGACAUAGACUCUGGUGAUCGGGAAUCAUCACAGAGCCACCAGGAAUUCAGUAGCCCAAAUGCGCCCGGGGAUACUUUCGUGAAUAUUGAUUUGGCUAAUACCUCGAUCCCGCCUCAGAAGGGCAAAAGCAACGACCAAAAAAAGAAAAAUCCGGGGCGAGUAUGCAGCAGACAAACGGCAUGGAACUGGGUUAUGAUGCUCGUUGUCUUCGGGGGAGUUGCAGCAACCGGCUAUUUCACAUGGAACGAGUUCCAUCAAGAAAAGCCCGCUAAGCACGAGCCUGGUCAGAACACUACCCAGGGGAACGGCACCAAUGUGAUUGUGACAAGGCGCUAUAUGCCCAAAGUCAUCUUGCCACUAUGGGAUGAUUAUGACGAUGAGAUCACGGCAGAAGAUAUACCAGGCGGCUUAUUGCCGGGCGAAAAGCCCGAGUGCAGUAUGAGGUCCAAGAAGCCCCAGUGCUACACGGGUCAUCUUUGUUAUAGACGAAAGUGUGUUCCUUGGUGCAAGACCAAAUGGGAUACUUGUUAUACCGGACAUACCUGCCUGCUCAAUGAUACGAGUAACUGGCGGAUUUGCAGCCUCGAACUGGAGUACCAGAUACCCUGCACCGAGAACUAUAAGCCCUGCGAGGGAAAUGGUGACUGCUGUACUGGGUCUUGUCAACGGAGGGGGGAGUUUAAUGUGUGUGUUCCACCGGGGAAAUUUGAGCAUCGGCCUAAUGGUUGGAAAGGGGAUUAUUGGCCCGAGGAUGAGGUUCAGCAGUAA
This is a messenger RNA of Penicillium waksmanii, 909 nucleotides long. RefSeq lists its product as uncharacterized. The record is from RefSeq and is a predicted model, not a curated record. NCBI's taxonomy places the organism in Eukaryota, Fungi, Ascomycota, Eurotiomycetes, Eurotiales, Aspergillaceae. Bases 1 to 909 code for a protein of 302 amino acids. The transcript has a single exon.